CAGCAGCAACAACUACAACAGCAACAACAACCACCACAAAAGCAACAACAGCAGCAGCAACAACAACAACCACAGACUCAACAGCAACAACAACAGCAGACACAACAACAACAAGCAUCAUUCCAAUCCUCAGACAAUAUACAGAACUGGCAACAGGACCAUAUAUAUAAAGUAAACCAAUUUAUGAACCAGACUGUGAUAAACACCAGUCAGAACACUUCCCAAAGUAGUCCAAGGACAGACCCUGAACAUUCCCCUGGAUACUUACAGCAAAUCAGUCCUAUUAGCCCAGCUCCGAUACCAAACCAAUCCACAAGUCCGUUGCAGUUGUCAGGACAACAGAGACGCUCUUGGUACAAGCCACCAAACUCUAAUACUGUCGCAAAAUCAAAUAAUGAUGAUGAAUCUAAACCUGUAAAGUGUAAUCUGUGUUCCAAGAGAUUCAAAAAUAUUCCUGCUUUGAAUGGACAUAUGAGACAGCAUGGUGGCUAUUUCAAAAAAGUUAAGGAUGCUAACAGUAACAGUAAGGAUCAGAAAAAAGUUGUGAUAAAGCACGAACCUGGUCAGCCAUCCACUAUAUCUUCAGAACUAUUGCAGCAGAAACAACAACAGCAGCAACAACAACAACAACAGCAGCAGCAACAACAACAACAGCAGCAGCAGCAGCAACAACAACAGCAGCAGCAGCAACAACAGCAGCAGCAACAACAACAACAACAGCAACAACAACAGCAGCUGCAGCAACAACAGUUACAGCAACAACAGCUGCAACAGCAGCAACAACAGCAGUUGCAACAGCAACAGCAGCAGCAACAGUUGCAGCAACAGCAGCUCCAGACUGCCACCAUUCAAGCUCUUGCACAAUCAUUUCAACAGUCUGCAGAACAAUCCAGGUCGACCUCAGAACAGGCAACAUCCUCCACUGCACCAGUUGUCAGUAUUUUCCAAGCACGUGUAGCACCACAAUUAUGUCAGACUGAUAACUUUGGCCAGUCCCAACAUCAGCUUCUACAGACACAGCUCUUCCCAGCAUUGGAACAAAUUCAUCAGUUGCAACAGCAACAACAGAACUUACAAACACUUCAGCUACAACAACAACAACAGCAGCAACAACAACAAUUCCAACAACAGCAGCAACAGCAGCAACAACAACAACAAGUUCAGAUUCAACUGACAACAACCCAAGAAGUUAAUAGCAAACUGCAAGCACAACAACACCAAACAUCUGAUUUCCAUAACGAAACCAUAAAACAACAUCUACAACAUAAAGAAUUUCAGCAGACAACCAGUUUGCAUCAAAGCCAGCAGGAUGUGGAGUUAAGCAAUGCAUCUAACUUGAGAACUGCUGCUACGGAGACACACCCUUCUAACGGAGAUGCUCUAGAAUCAAACGUUUCAACUGUGCUCUCGCAAGCAUCUCUGCCCUCUCGGCUUGCUAUGGUUGAGACAUUUUCUGCUCAGUCCCUCACAACUCAGCAGCCCAUUACGUCGUUCAUCAAAGAGAACAACAUCCAGUCCCAGCUGUCUUACUCCCAGCUCUAUCAGUUCUCCAACAACACUGCUGCAUCCAACUCGUUAUCGAUUGCCGAAGAGCACAUUGCUACCACGGAACUCAACUCUGGUGCAAAUUCAAUAUCGUUGAAUUUUGAAUCUAACUCUGCAGCUGAGCAACAAGGACAGCAAAAAAGUAGGCAUGAACAACAACAACAAACUUUAAUCCAACAGCAGCAACAAACUUUACAGCAACAACAACAGACUUUACAACAGCAACAGCAGCAACAACUUCAACUUACACAACAAACACAGACACAACAACAACAGCAGCAAUCAUCUCAACAACAAACACAGCAUUCUGGAUUCCAAUCCGUUCGUCAAGUUACAAUGUCUUCACUAAAAAAUGAAAACAACAACAUGGAAGAGCUUUCUAAGCAUAAUAUAAACAAGGACCCUUAUAUGUUUUCAAGUGGGAAUGCUUCACUCUUCUCAUUUCCCCCAGGUAAUACACUGCCCUUUGACAACACUCUGCCCGACGAUUUAAGCCAUCGUUCUGGCGCCGCUGGUCAAUUCCAGCCAAUUGGAUGCGAGGACGAAAAAGACAAAGACCGACUUCUCUCUGAACUCGAUGGAAGCACAGAAAUGAAAUCAUUGAGUUCUAUUCUGUUAUCUGAUUCUAGCUCCUCAUUGAUGGAUUUGGCAAGCCGAGCCUUAGAUUUGAAUCAAUUCAACAAAAACUGUGAUGAUCACAAACUUCAGCGCUCAAAAAGCGAGGACCAUACCUUCAUGAGGCCCCAGAAUCGCAGUGAAGACGUCCCUUACAGACCACGAAGUCGAAAUGAAGACCCUGUCACUAGUAGAUGGCGUAACCAACCUGAAGAACAGAUAAAAUCUGAAGGUGCUGGCAUUUUCCGAAAUCCAAAUCUUGGAACAAGUCCGGUGAGAACAAAACGGAAGCACCGACCUGCGCCACUCAUCAUACCGCCAUAUGUGAGCAAUAGUGGUUUUCAGAGUAGACUCAGGUCCCCACGGGUACGUGACGGAAAUGAAGUCCGCACUCUUUCUCCUCCUCCCUAUACACCUCCCCCCAUGCUUAGCCCAGUCCGAAGUGGACCUGGUCUGUUCUGCAAUAUUCAAACACCUUAUCGACCUGUUUCACCCAGGUUAAGCUCAAAUAUGAGUGCCCGCCUACCACCAAUCAUAAACCGACAAAUAAGUAUUGGAACCCCAUCUCAAGAAACGCCAGCCAGUGAUGAAACGACAGAAACAGAAGCACCUCCAGAAACCGAUAUAUUACCGCACGUGAAUAUUGGAUCAAAUUACCAAGCAGAAUUGCCACAUUUUACUAGUAAUCGAUUUGAUGUUUCAAUGUUGGAAUCAAAAGAGGACCUUCUGUGGCAUCCAAGAAUACUGGAUGAUAAAAAUGAAGAAGAUGUCCAGUGCUACCAAAAUCUUGCAAGUUCCUCUGCUGUUAAAGGAAAUGGAUCAAACGUUGAGUAUGCCAUGCACCUUCUGUUCAUAGCACAAGGAGAUAUUCAGAAUGCACUACUAAUGUUGAUGGGAGAUGUUCCUAAACUGCCAAAGAAUCAUCCUCUAAUGUCAUUUACAUAUCAAGAAAAUGACGACUGGACAACAGAAGAAAUUGAGGCUUACAAUGCAGCGUUGAUGAAAUGUGACAAAGACUUCUUCAACAUCGCAAAAGUGGUGAAGUCGAAGUCUGUGAAACAAUGCAUUCAGUUCUAUUAUUUGUGGAAGAAAGUUUGUCCGGAUGAAUAUAAAAGACUCCGAACAAUUCGUCGUAAAAAGGAAAGUGAAGCUAUUUACCGUCUAAGAAAUCAGCAGCGUGAGGAAUCCAAUACCGAAGUCCCAAAUUUUAAGAGCAAUCUAAAAGAACCAGUUGAAAGAAAAACUGAGAAUUUUGAAAUGGAGAGUAAAAACCAAAUAAACUCUUCAUUUCGUUGUGAUUACCCUGAUUGCAGUCUUAUUUUCAACUCUAGACAGGUUUUAAAUAACCACAUGAGAAUUCAUGGAAAAACUGUGAGUAGCAACUCUACAAGAGUAGAAUCAGUGAUGACAUCCACUACGUCAUCACAACAUACAACAGCAACAACCAAUUCUGCUCCAACACAAACUGUUCCGGUCAUUGAUUAUCCUUGUAAACUGUGUGGAAAGGUAUUUACUAAAAUCAAAAGCCGAUGUGCACACAUGAAAAGCCAUGCUGAAAUAGUAAGAAAAGUUGCCAAAUUACAAGCUGCUCCUGAAGAUUGAUUCUUUGAUUUACCAUUCCUUCAGCUGGAUAAGAAAAUUAUUAACAAACACAAGCACAAUUCUUGUUUGUGUGUGCAUGAGAGAGAGAAAGAGAGAGAGAUGUGUGUGUGUAUAAGAGUUUGUGUGAAUUUGUAUGUAUGCGAGAUGUCUUUCUGGACAUAUUUCUCCUAUGUAAAUAUUGAUGUAUAUUCAUGUUGCCAAGCAUGACCUAGUGUGCAUUUUUAUGUGUGUAUAUAUAGGUGUGUGUUUAUAUAUAUAUAUAAUAUGAUAUGUAUGUAUAUGUAUGCACACAUGCAUUCAUACAUGUGUGAGUAUGCAUGCAAUUCAUUAAUAUCCAUUAAUAUAUUUUAAGAAAGAAAAACGAAAAAAAUCAAAGAAGUAAAUAGACUGAAUUCAGUAUAAAUAUGCAAUAAUUGAUGUCCUUGUAUCAUAAAUAUUGAGGGGAAGGGGUGGGGUGAAAGAAGAAGAAGAAGAAGAAAAAAGAGAGAGACAAGGACUUUGUAAUUUUUUUUGUUUGUUUGUUGUUGGGUUUUUAUUGUUUAUUGUUUUUUUUUUCUUCUUUCUUUCUAUGUUUCUUUGCGAAACUUUUACUAAUUUACAUUUUACAGUAAAGAAAGAAGAAAGGAAGGAAGGAAAAGAAAUAUUAUAUAAGUUGAGAAAAUAUAAAAUUUGAGCAAAAAAUUUUAAUGUUAAAUUAUUUCUUUCUUUUUAUCAACAAGAAUGAUGUGUUUCUGCCAUAUUGUUUCUUGUUUUGUGGCUACAUUGUGUGUGUGUGUGUGUGUGCCAAAGAGAGAGAGAGAGAGAGAGAGAGAGAGAGAGAGAGAAAGAGAGUAUUGGGUGAUGGGUUGGGGGUGGAUAACAAAGAUAAGAACCCCCUUAAAACAGAGUCCCAAGUGAAUAACAAAUGACAAAUGUGGCAAUUCGAAACGUCUGUUUAGAAAAGAAUACCACGAGAAACACGGUAAAAAUAUAUAAAAAAAAAGAAAAAGAAAAAAAAAAAAGAGAAAAGAAAAAAAUCAA
Messenger RNA from Octopus sinensis (East Asian common octopus), 4782 nucleotides. Its product is annotated as putative mediator of RNA polymerase II transcription subunit 26. The transcript has 18 exons. Bases 184 to 3762 code for a protein of 1192 amino acids. Gene Ontology annotation, molecular function: transcription corepressor activity. NCBI's taxonomy places the organism in Eukaryota, Metazoa, Mollusca, Cephalopoda, Octopoda, Octopodidae. Gene Ontology annotation, cellular component: transcription regulator complex; histone deacetylase complex. The record is from RefSeq and is a predicted model, not a curated record. Gene Ontology annotation, biological process: negative regulation of DNA-templated transcription; regulation of transcription by RNA polymerase II.